Molecule: messenger RNA, 917 nt
Organism: Insectozyma verbasci
Lineage: Eukaryota; Fungi; Ascomycota; Pichiomycetes; Serinales; Debaryomycetaceae
Source: the annotation of a GenBank genome assembly
AUGUCAACAUUCACUUCAUUUAUUAAACCAGAAACAGAUUCAGACAGAACAGUUCCAACUAAAACAUUCAAUUUAAAUCCAAAUUUAUUCGAAAGAUUUUCACUAAAAGGUAAAGUUACAUGCAUAACUGGUGGUGCUGGUGCAAUUGGGUCUGCAAUUGCUGAAGGUUAUGCUCAAGCAGGUGGCGAUGUUAUAAUAUUAGAUCAUGCACAUUCAGAUAAUGGAUUAAGUGAAUCAUUAGCUAUAAAAUAUGGUAUAAGAUCUAAAUUUUAUCAAAUUGACGUUACAAAUGGUGAACAAGUUAAAGAAGUAGUAAGCAGAAUCGAAUCAGAAUUCGGUACAAUUGAUGUAUUUGUUGCUAAUGCUGGCAUUGCGUGGUAUACUGGAUCUAUCUUAAAUGAAGAUUCAACACCUGAAAAAUGGAGAAAAGUAUUUGAUGUUAACGUUCAUGGUGUAUUUUAUUGUGCAAAAUAUGUUGGUGAAAUCUUUAAAAGAAAAGGUUCUGGUUCUUUUAUAAUAACUGCUUCAAUGUCAGCACAUAUAAAUAAUGUACCAAAUUACCAAACAUGUUAUAAUUCCGCAAAAGCAGCUGCGAUGCAUAUGGCAAAAGGUUUAGCUGUUGAAUUUGCUGGUUUUGCAAGAGUAAAUUCAGUUUCACCAGGUUAUACAAAUACUUUAUUAAGUGAACCUAUUCCAAGAGCUCAAAGAGCAAAAUGGUGGGGUUUAACGCCGGUAUGUAUCAAAAAAUUUUAAGAAUGUAAUAAUUGAGUAACAUUAUACUAACAUAUUAUCUUUAGAUGGGUAGAGAAGCAGAAACAGACGAAUUAGUUGGUGCUUACUUGUACUUAGCUAGUGAUGCUUCAUCAUUUACUAAUGGUUCAGAUAUUAGAGUUGACGGUGGUUAUUGUUGUGUAUAG